AUGCAUUGGAAAGCAACAACAACAUUAAUUUGCCUAUAUGGUAUAGUAAAGGAAUUUCGUCCAGCGACACCUUUCUUAACGCCUUAUCUCGUUUCAUCGUUUAAAAAUUUCACAAAUGCAGAAUUAUACAGCCAGAUUUAUCCCUAUUGGACGUAUUCUUAUUUGGUCGCACUUAUACCAGUGUUCUUUUUAACGGAUAUUUUACGCUAUAAACCAAUCAUUAUGCUGGAAGCAGUUUCUUUAUGCGCCACAUGGGCAUUGUUGGUUUGGGGAAAAACUGUUUGGCAAAUGCAAAUUAUGCAAAUCGCAUUUGGCAUAUCUUCUGCAUCAGAGGUUGCUUAUUAUUCGUAUAUGUAUGCAGUAGUAACUCAGAAACAUUAUGCAAGAGUGACGUCUUAUUUGCGAGCUGCUGCAUUAGCGGGUAAAUUUAUGGCUUUUGCCUUGGCACAAUUUUUAAUUUCCACUGGCUACGGAUCAUAUUUGCUUUUGAAUCAGAUCUCGUUCUGUGCGCUCUGCCUCGUUUUAUUUAUUGCGCUAAUACUUCCAUCCAUUCCAUCAAGAAUAAUAGUCAAUAAGAUUGGGGAAGGAACGAACAACGUACGCAGAAAUUCUAGAGAAACUGUCGAAUGGAAUGAGACGCAGGAAGAAACGUAUCGAAUUGCUGCGUACUUUCGCGCUAUCUGGAAUCAUAUGAAAAUUUUCAAACGAAAUAAAAUAGUUCUUAAAUGGUCGAUCUGGUUUGCACUUGCGACUGCUGGAACAUACCAAGUAUACAAUUAUAUCCAAACACUGUGGUCAAUCAUGCAAAAUGUUGAUGAAAAAGCGGCAAAUGGAAUAACAGAAUGUGCAAACACUCUUAUUGGUGCACUAUUGUCUUUUAUUGUACAAUAUCUUCACGUAAAUUGGGUGAAACGUGGUGAAUCAGUUUUAUUUAUAUCGUCACUGGUAGCAGGUUUAUUGCUGUUGUUGGCUUCUCAAAUAACAAGCAUCAUUUUGGCUUAUAUCAUUUAUGUCGUCAUAGCUUCUAUUUAUCACCUGCUUAUCACUGCUGCAAGCGCAAAUAUAGCUUCGGAGUUAGAUUCUGCCACUUAUGGACUUAUAUUUGCGUGGAAUACAUUCAUUGCUUUAACUAUACAAACAGCUAUAACCUUUGCAGUUGCGGAUGAACAUGGUUUUGCUUUAGGUAUACGAGAUCAGUUUAUUGUCUAUGGAGGCUACUUUGUGGGUGUGGCCUUAUUGUUUAUGGUGCUUAUAAUAUGGAAAUCUAUAAAACGGAGCAGAUAA
Messenger RNA from Dracunculus medinensis (Guinea worm), 1284 nucleotides. The record is from the annotation of a GenBank genome assembly. NCBI's taxonomy places the organism in Eukaryota, Metazoa, Nematoda, Chromadorea, Rhabditida, Dracunculidae.